Rhipicephalus sanguineus (brown dog tick) is the source of this 543-nucleotide messenger RNA. RefSeq lists its product as uncharacterized. The transcript is spliced from 5 exons. Lineage: Eukaryota; Metazoa; Arthropoda; Arachnida; Ixodida; Ixodidae. The record is from RefSeq and is a predicted model, not a curated record. Bases 25 to 435 code for a protein of 136 amino acids.
AGAAGCUUUCUGGUGACCAUCGUGAUGUUCACACUAUCCGCGGCCGUCUUCUUCCUUCUGUUGGCUAUCCCAAUUACAACUGCAAGGGACACAUGCGCGGCGCCUCCAGCGAAGACGUUGAUGCUGAAUGUGCUGAAGCCGACCUCCAAGGUCUUGGUGGAUUGCGCCGGGGAUGUGAUCAUUUCCUACAAGGCAAACGCCAGCCUCCUUAGAAGAGUUGUGCAAGUCGUUUGCGAGUAUCAUGACGAAUGCCACGGAUCAGUAGCGCACAUACAAGAACCUGCAUUCAACAUAGCAGGGGGCACUGAUGGAUUGUGGCUCGUCAAAAGGAUGCUGAACUGCUUCUGCAACAAUCAGGAGCUGGAAUUUGAAAAUGACGACGUGACCAACGCUGUCAUGCAUUGGAUUUAUGAAGUGUUGAGAGCGGACGCCUGAACAAUGCUUAGACGUUCCAGUGGAGAAAGAAUUUGUCAACGAUACCUCGCUUCUGUCUUCAUGAAAGUGUAACAAUAGCAAUAAACGACGUCGUCAGACUGAGUACGG